AUGGCCGGAAAUUACCCUGUCUUCGAUGAAGGCAGCGGGGCACUCUUUUGCCAAAAGUUUCUGGACCACUUACUCUUUGGGAUCACCAUCAGAAGUACGGGCAAUUUUGGUGGUGCAGUCUAUGCUAUCGCAUCUCUCAUAAAUCUUAUCCCCCUGGUUGUGGCAGUCGUGUUUAGUCAGUUUCCAAGAAGGAUAUGGUCGCUCGUGACGUCGCUCGUCUUGAGUCUCUGUCUCUCCGUGACAUACGGACUUUUGGCUCGAGCGGGAGAACGCUAUAAGAGAUCUUCCAAAGUGGGCUCCAGAGGUGGUGCCAGCUCCACAAGGCGGUGUCCGACAGCAGGGGCUAUCGGGGCUGUCUUGUUUCCUGUCAACAAGGGUCCGUGCGUGCAGGCAGCCAUUCAGCUUCUCGCACUGUCUCUAGCGGUGAUCUUCCAUAUCGCUGUUUACUUCGGUGUAGCAGAGCGUUGGGUCGGUGUCUUUGUCGCAAUGCUAUGGGUCCCGGCACUCAGGGGUUUGGACUCUGCCAUGAAUGUUUUCACACCAGCACAGCUGUUUGAAUGCUCCUUCACCAAUCUGUUCUAUACCUUUUGCAUCUUUAUUCCCAACAUAAUAUUUCUAAGUGAUAAACCUCGUGAGCUUGUUGCUCAAGAUAUAAAGUGGUUUAAUGUGGCCUAUGCACUUAUUCCUCCCCUCUCUUUUUUCGGGGUCCUCCCACAGUUCCGCUGCCUGCUCUUGUAUGUCAUUGAUUUAAUCUGUAGGAUCGUCAAGCUGCCCACUUUUGGCGGUUGGUCUAUCCUUCUAUUUCCGAGUGUAUUGUUAGCAAUAGUCGGUACUAAUUUUCUCUCCUUUGUUCCAGGCGUCUUCUUUGUCCUCAUGAAUGUUAAGUAUGGUACGCUUAAGAGCUAUACAGCGCGCAUCUUCAUUCGGUUUGCCUUUGCAAUUCUAGCGGCAGUUGCAUCAAUUACAAUCUUCUGUUUGCUUUUGCUAGCUGAUAUACACAUUAGCCCGUUGCCAUCUCAGGUCAUUACUAUGUGGUCCUCUCAUAUCAAGUUUCUUGUUCCACUCGGGAUUGGCGCUGGCUGUUACUUGCUGUUUCAGCUGGGGUCUUUGUUUGCGCGUAAGCGACGUAUACAGAGUCGCAUAUACGCCAUAAUUAAUCAUAUUUCCGGAGUAGCUAUUCUUAUUCUAGGAAUUUUUGACGGCAUUGUCUCGAUUUCUUCAUAUACACAGUCUACCAAAGAGUCCAGCUUAAUGACCCUAAACCUAGAGGCUGGCACAAUCCACGCCCUGUCGCUGCUUCAUCUUACUGUGUCUGCAUGCACAGAUCCAGCAGCUCUCUAUGUAUCUCUCCUACUCGGUGGUCUCAUCCUAACGAUAGUACAACUUGCGCUAGGGUCAUCAUCUAACAACUUCAGCUCUCUGCCUUUAGAACUGCGGCCUACAAAUCUUCCAGCAAUAGCUGUCUCUGCGCUUGUGGGAGCAGUUGCGGACGGGUUCCUCCACCGGCUCACUGUAGGUAUCAACAUGUAUAUCUCUGUGGCCAAGUUUGCAUUUUCUAAGCCACGCACGGGUUGGAGAAAGGUCAUGCUCUACUUGCUGCCCAUACUAAUUCCGUGGAACAUGCUCGUCCUUGUACUCUCAUCACUACUCAACAUCCCCCCGCUUCCAAUUGGAGGCACACCGAUUUUGGUACCAUCUUACCCUCGGUAUUCUCAGUUCUUCUACAGCUCUGUUGAUAUUAAUCUCACCUUUGGGGACUAUAUGAAGACCGUUGUAUCCACAAUUCUCGACAACGAUGGUCGACUGAAGCCAGAGGAUACAGAUGACAUUAUGUUCUAUGACUCCGCACUGCAAAGCCUCAGUGGAUGGAGCCAGGACAUGAGUUCAGAAGCCAGCUUUUGCUGCCUGUUUAGAUCGAAGCUGGACUCUGGGGCAUUGGGUACUCAGGGGACCAUUCUUCCUCUCCUUACACCUAUUGGGUAUGGCGGCAUGCGACCGGGUGAUGUUGUCGUCCUUCUCAGCGGUAAAAACAUGCUCAUCCUUCGCUCUAUGGGGAUGCUAUCCUUUGCAACUGGUGUCCUGUGCAACGUUACGGCGCUGGAAACAAAGGAAACCUCGUGCCAUACCGUGGAGAGAGUAAGCCUGGAAGAGCUUUAUAACGCAGCAACUCGCCGUGAGCGUAAGGCCAAACCAGGGAAGAAGGCUGCCACUGAGAUGCAGGCAAGCGUUACAUCUCCUAAUGCAGAAGCCCUGGAACACGCAGAUGUUGCUGUCAAUCCGGUCGCUAGUGGCAGAAAAUCUGCUUCAGCAUCUACAAGGAAGUGGUACUGGCUACCAAGGUAUAAGUUUUCUCUUAUGACUGACGACUAUACCUAUCAGGAUUACAGCUUGGCUGGAGUCUUUUCCCAUCCUGACUCUCGACGGGGUCUUGUGGACCUAUUGCUCAAGUUCAUAUUUGUCUUUGCCAUAUCGUCUACUGAUGAUAAGUUGUGCCAAGUGAUUACUAAGUUAGCCAAAUGCUAUGAUCAUUGCUUUUCUGGAAAUGUAUACAAAAAUUCAAAUCAGGAGACUAUCAAUGCGUGUUUGAUGACGCACUACAAGGAUCUAGAGGAAAGCGCAACUACGGACACACGUAGACGAGAAGUGCUCAAGGCCUCUAUCUUUUUAUUCCACUGUAUCUCUCCGCGUGGUUGGGACAUUAGAGAAGCAGAUAUAUACCAACUAUUUAACGGAGCCUAUAUUCUACAACGGGCCUUUGUAUUUUCACCGCUGGCGUCCAGCAAUCUAACAGCCAUGUCUCACUCUGCAGUUGCUGUUGAAGAAAUGGCUAUGGAAUCUCCUUCUAGAAAGCAGCCAACUGAAACGCCUGUAGCUCACGGUCGCAGCAACAAGAGUGCUAUAGGGAACAAUACCCCAAUGGCUCCGCAUAACAUUGCCAAUGACAUUGCGGAUGAGCUGGCUGAAGUAGGCCUGGACGCAGAAGACGUUUCCGUUGACCUGGGCUCCAUCGCCCAGAGUCGUCUUGAUGCCCAUAAUAGAGCUCUUGAAGAGGGCUCUGCGCGUCAAGAGCUCCCCUCAUUUUCACCGCCUCCUUCACAAACUCAGCUGGCCAGUGUAGACACCACCAGCUUCGAACCAAUCCCACUAGCCUCUAUUGGGGCAUCUCCUUUCAAUGUAGAUCAGGUCUCGCCUUUCGGAGCAGCGUAUGGAUCAUCUUCGUUUAGCGCCCUUCUUAUCUCUGUCCUUGAUACUGCCCCAUCACAGAUUGACCCUGACGAUCAAGAUGUGGCAAAGACACUGGGGGUGAAGGCCAUGAAGCAUGCCAUAGAACACAGCAUUCAGUGCUUAUCCAUUGGCGACUCUCUCCCCUCUACUUUAUCUGAGGCAGAAACCGUAGUAUAUGAGCAACUCACAGAAGUAUACAUAGAUCAAGGAGACAAGCGGCAAUGGAGAACAACGCUUAUGGAGAAAAAGCUGAAGAGGCUCUUCACCAUCAAGCCUGGUCCACGGGCGUACUCAUACUCACACAGCAAGGUUCAGUGGGACGUCUAUACGUAUCCAUCGUUUGCCUGUGAGAUGAUCUGGGCGACAAUUCAAGCAGAUCUACUUGUUUUUGCGUCUGGUGACGAAGAACGGUUCAGUGUUCAGUCCCUGCCUGCAGUUCUUCGCAACUUAUUCUGCGAGGCUGCAAGUGCACCGUAUGGCUACCCUCUUCGGCAUUAUGGCCUAAUGGAAAUCUAA
Messenger RNA from Giardia duodenalis, 3741 nucleotides. RefSeq lists its product as uncharacterized. The transcript has a single exon. Bases 1 to 3741 code for a protein of 1246 amino acids. NCBI's taxonomy places the organism in Eukaryota, Fornicata, Diplomonadida, Hexamitidae. The record is from RefSeq and is a predicted model, not a curated record.